Molecule: messenger RNA, 783 nt
Organism: Procambarus clarkii (red swamp crayfish)
Lineage: Eukaryota; Metazoa; Arthropoda; Malacostraca; Decapoda; Cambaridae
Source: RefSeq, a predicted model, not a curated record
AUGACACCCAUUUCUCCUGAUAUCCUUUUAAUUGGGGCAAGAUACGCGCCUCGUAAUUGGAUUUAUGUGUGGAGCGGUUACCUGCGGCGCGGCGCCGGAAGUUGCAAGCGUGCAACCUGGCUGCUGAUGUCCAGGACCCUCCGUGGCGGCCCGGUGGUGUCCAGGACCCUCCGUGGCGCCCCGGCGGCGGUCAGGACCCUCCGUGGCGCCCCGGCGGCGGUCAGGACCCUCCGUGGCGCCCCGGCGGCGGUCAGGACCCUCCGUGGCGCCCCGGCGGCGGUCAGGACCCUCCGUGGCUCCCACAGCACUACCCAGGACCCUCCGUGGCGCCACAGCACUACCCAGGACCCUCCGUGGCGCCCACAGCACUACCCAGGACCCUCCGUGGCGGCCCGGUGGUGUCCAGGACCCUCCGUGGCGCCCCGGCGGCGGUCAGGACCCUCCGUGGCGCCCCGGCGGCGGUCAGGACCCUCCGUGGCGCCCACAGCACUACCCAGGACCCUCCGUGGCGCCCACAGCACUACCCAGGACCCUCCGUGGCGGCCCGGUGGUGUCCAGGACCCUCCGUGGCGCCCCGGCGGCGGUCAGGACCCUCCGUGGCGCCCCGGCGGCGGUCAGGACCCUCCGUGGCGCCCACAGCACUACCCAGGACCCUCCGUGGCGCCACAGCACUACCCAGGACCCUCCGUGGCGCCCUGGUGGCGGUCAGGACCCUCCGUGGCGCCCUGGUGGCGGUCAGGACCCUCCGUGGCGCCACAGCACAAGAUUUACUCCCAUCUCUGA